Molecule: messenger RNA, 1503 nt
Organism: Rotaria sp. Silwood2
Lineage: Eukaryota; Metazoa; Rotifera; Eurotatoria; Philodinida; Philodinidae
Source: the annotation of a GenBank genome assembly
AAUUAACAUUCACUAAAUACAAAGAAGAAUUGCUAUCUCUUGUAGAAGAACGAAAUGAACUUAUUGAACAACAAAUAAUUUCUUCAGCAGAACAGUAAGACUUCGGGAUCAACCAACUCAGAGUUCAGUUCAGAUCAUAUCGCAAAAUCUAUGCUAAUAGUUCAGUUUCAAUUUUGAAUUUCAACCGCAAACUUUGCAUGGAGAUAGGUCUUAAUGAGCAUAGUCUUUUGUGAUGAUAUUUAAUUUUUCGAUUAGAAGUAGAAAGUUACCGUUAUCAGACAGUUUUGAUUAUAUUAGAACUAGAACGACCUCUAGUAAAGCUUAAAUCGUAAUGAUUCAUUUAUAUUUCUUAAAAUAAUUAAUUUUAGUCAACGUGAAAAUGAACAAUUGAAAAAGGCUAUUGAUCAAAUACGAGAAAAAUCAACUGAGCAUGAACAUGUAGAAAUUCAAACAGAUGAAGAUAUUAAAGCUUUGUACGAAAUAAUUAAACAACAGUCUCAAGAACUUAAUAUACUAAAUGAAAAAAAUUCGCGUCUUAUAUCUCAAGAUGAACUCGAUAGACAAAAGAAAGAAAUCGAAGAACGAUUAAUUGAACGUGAAAAUCAGAUUGAUAAUAUUAUGCAAGAACAUACAAAACUUCUAGAAGAAAUAGAGAAAAAUGCUUCAACAAUUAUUCCAAAAACAGAUAACGAAACUCAAACAGUUGAUCAUCAACAUGAGAAAUUAUUCCAAAUGAAUAAUAAAUUAAAACGAGCAUUACAAACAAUAAAAGACAAAAUCCAUCGAAUUGUAAAUGAAAGACCAGAUCUAUUCAAUGGCAUUAGUGAAGAGACAAAUGAACGUCUGGAUCAUUUGAUUUCAAUUAUAGAACACCAAGCAACACAAAUUGAUCUCAUACAAAUUGAACAUCAGAAAGCUGAUGAACAAUAUCAACAACAAAUAGGAGAACUUCAGAGUUCGUUACUUGCAUCGCAAUCUGAGCUCGAUAAUGAACGUCAACAACACAUUUUAGCUGAUCCAUCAUCUUUUUCAGCCACUGAAGACAUAAGUCCAGCGAUUAUUGAAGAAUAUCAAACAAAAAUUGAUCGGCUUGUAAAAAGUCUUAUUGAAAAAGAAGAUGAACGAAUAUUACUUCGUGAACGUCUUAAUGAAAUUGAACUUGAAUUAAGAAAAGUAUUAGAUGAUCAGAACUCGACAUUCAAGAAAUAUGAAUUACUUGUACAAGAACGAGAUUUACUUGUUCAACAACAAAAAUUUCCGUCAAUCGAAAGUCAAAGAGAAAUUGAAGAAUUACAAGAUGAAUUAAUAGAACUCAAAGAAAUAUAUAUACCAUCAAUUGAUGAAAUUAAAUCAUUGAAACAAACUAUUCAACAACAAUCAGAAAACCUUACAGAUUUAAAUGAAAAAAAUCUUAUUCUUUCAUCUCAACUUGAUACGCAAAAGUAAGGAUCUUAGUCGAAGUUAUUCAAUUAAAUGAAUUUUUUUAUCAUAUAGGAAAGAGAU